Messenger RNA from Sesamum indicum (sesame), 2258 nucleotides. Its product is annotated as serine/threonine-protein kinase-like protein At3g51990. NCBI's taxonomy places the organism in Eukaryota, Viridiplantae, Streptophyta, Magnoliopsida, Lamiales, Pedaliaceae. Gene Ontology annotation, biological process: protein phosphorylation. The record is from RefSeq and is a predicted model, not a curated record. Gene Ontology annotation, molecular function: ATP binding; protein kinase activity.
AGAGAAGAGAGACGUGCCUUCACACAAUAAACGAAAGGAUAAAGAAAAAGGUAAAUGACAACUUAAAAGUUGGCAUUCGUCCCGGUAGUAAUAUCACUUUCCUCUCCUUUUACUUUCCAAACUCUCUUACUUUUUUAUGUGCGUUCGUAUUUGUACAAGUUAUAGAUCAUAUAUGAUAUUAUCAUUAGGGUUAAUUCAAUCAUGCAGGAUUCAUAUGAAUACAUAUUCAGAUGCACAAUACCAAGUUUCCCCAUUUUUAUCCUUUUUCUACCCACCACAUAAUCUCCUACAAAGACAUGAACAGCAAAGAAGUAAAUAAAGAAAGCAAUAGCAUUGAUUAAACAAAAAAGAAAAAGAUGAGGGAGGGAGGGAGGGAAGACUGGUCCGAAGAGGAGGAGGCAUCUUGACCCCAUCUAAUAAAGCGCGCCCGCCUGCCUGCACGCCUUUGUAUGUCAAAAAAAUAACCAUUAAAUUACUACCCACUCUUCACCUUUCCAAUUCAAACUCCUCCCAUCUCCCUUUUCAUCUUUCCAUUCAUUCACACCACCCACCGCUCUAAUUUCAAGACCAUCAAAAGCUGUAAAUCCCACUCCCCCAUCGCUUAAUUUAUAUUCUUUUCAAGGCAUGGCCUAUUGCCCUUUGCCUCUCUCCCCCUCCCUCUCUGUCCAAAUUUCCACGCAUUCCUUUGCCUUUUUCAAUUUCAACUAUUCAUGGGCUAUUUUUCUUGUAAUGCUGAGUCUGCUAUUGCCACUUGCGAUUCUUACAACUGGGAAUUGUUAACUAAAAAGCAGGGAAACACUACUCACCUGACCAAGAGGCCCUUCCAGAUUGUUGAAUUUGAUUUCUCCGAUCUGCAUUCCGCCACCAAUGGCUUCUCCCCCGCCAAUUUCCUCGGAAAAGGCAGCCAUGGCUCCGUCUUCAAAGCUCACCUCCACCAGAGUAAACUUAUUGCUGCCGUCAAAAAGACCAAGCAAACUCAACCCACCACCGCUAAUCCCGCCGACAACGAGGUGGAGAUUCUCUCCAGAGUUUAUCAUCCCCGCCUCGUGAACUUGCUAGGCUUUGCUAUUGAUCCGAAUCAACAUAAGUUGAUCGUCGUAGAGUACAUGCCGAAUGGCUCCUUGUACGACUUGCUCCACGGCUCGUGUAAACCGCCGGGUUGGGUGAAGAGGACCCGGUUCGCUUUGCAAGUUGCGAGGGCCGUUCAGUUUUUGCAUUCAUCAAAUCCCCCAAUUAUUCACCGCGACAUAAAGUCGUCCAACAUUUUAAUCGACUCCAAAUUCAAUUCUCGGAUCAGCGACUUCGGGUUGGCUUUAAGAGGACACGUGGAGGACGUUAAGGUGAAGUCCACUCCGCCGGCGGGGACACUAGGGUACCUUGACCCUGGUUACCUUGCGCCGGGUGACCUAAGCACCAAAUCCGACGUUUUCAGCUUCGGAAUACUGAUGCUGGAGAUCAUCAGCGGCCGGAAUGCCAUCGACGUGAAUUACAGUCCGCCUUCCGUGGUCGAAUGGGCGGUUCCGGUAAUAAAAUCCGGCAACAUUGCCGGAAUUUGUGACCCAAGGAUCGGGCCACCGGAAGACUCCGAGGCUCUCCGGCUUAUGGCAGUGUUGGCGGCACGGUGUGUGAGAUCCACGUCCGCGAAGCGGCCGGGAAUGGCGGAGGUAUUGGAAUCUUUAAAAGGUGUGUACAAACGAAUGAAGACGCAGUCGCAUAUGUGCAUUAGUCUGGGCCGGCGCGUGGGGCGCGUUGUCCAGGAUUCACGGAUGGUUAAGUAUGAGGCAUUAGACGAGAGCGUGGAGCUGGUGAGGAAUGCGAGGACGGGAAGCAGAAGGAACGGGAGAGUAUCCAGUGCUGCCGGCGUAGAUGUGAGGAGUGAUGUGAUAGGCGACCGUGUGGAGAGGUCAAAGUCAAUUGGCACAGCGAGUGAGAUUAAAUACCUGCCGACGGAUUUGAGUAACGAUCAUAUGAACAGGAGAAGGGCGGGAUUUAGUAUGAAGAUGCCCACGGUAAGGCUGAGAAAGUCAAAGUCAAUGGGGAUUUUGCAAGGUAGGAGAUUGGUUAACAACAAUGGGAUUGGUGGGUCGCAGAGCAUUGGCAGCAGAAAAUUGGAGGAGUCCAAAUUAUUGGUAGAUUUAGGAGGAAAUGUCAAAGGGCAAGAAGCAGAGUGUAGUUAAAUUUAAGUGGCAACUCAAAUUCCACUGCAACAUUUGUAUGAAUACCAUAUAAGUUUUGCAUCAGUUUCCAAGAAACAUUGA